Drosophila suzukii is the source of this 5245-nucleotide messenger RNA. RefSeq names its product TBP-associated factor 4 (gene Taf4). Lineage: Eukaryota; Metazoa; Arthropoda; Insecta; Diptera; Drosophilidae. Gene Ontology annotation, molecular function: protein heterodimerization activity; RNA polymerase II general transcription initiation factor activity; DNA binding. Gene Ontology annotation, cellular component: transcription factor TFIID complex. The record is from RefSeq and is a predicted model, not a curated record. Gene Ontology annotation, biological process: DNA-templated transcription; transcription initiation at RNA polymerase II promoter.
CACAACGGUCACACUGCACACACACUCGUCCGUACCUCGGCGGUCCGUAAACAAUAUUUACUCGGUUUUCGGCUAAAUCGCCAGAGAAACGCAACGGGAAAUCGUUUAAAAUGCGCCCCAGUGCACCGAGUUUGAACGCAAAAUGAAUUGAACAUUCUUCCAGUGCUCAACAAACAGUCCGUGCGAGCGCGCGCGUGUGUGUGUGUGCGCAGGAAAAACCGCCGAUCGGGAAAGGUGUAGAAAAGUCCGUAGGGAGUUAAACAAAAGGCAGCAGCGCAUUAGCAAGAUAACACACACGCGACGACUACGUCGGAUGCGCCAGGAGAAAGGCGACGACGACGGCGACGGCGAAGGCGACUGAGCGAGUGAGCCAGCCAGCGCAGCACUAAGUCAGCGGAGCACCCGCUUCUUUUGGCCAAGUUCUGGGAGCGCACAGCAUGCAACAAGAACAACGGCAACACCACCUCCUUCACCACGACGACGACAGGAUGUGCGCUAGUAGUUGAUCGGAACAGGAUCGCUCGCCCACACCAAACAAAAGUCAAAGGAAAGGAGUCACACUCGCCAACAAAAAACAUAAACAAAACAACAACACAACACCACCACACACACAGCACGAUGAACACCAGCCAGACAGCUGCCGGCAAUCGCAUCACUUUCACCAGCCAGCCGCUGCCCAAUGGCACCAUCAACAUAGCCGGCAAUCCCGGCGCCGUCAUAUCAACGGCCCAGCUGCCGAACACCACCACCAUCAAGACCAUACAGGCGGGGAUCGGUGGUCAGCAUCAGGGAUUGCAGCAGGUCCAUCAUGUCCAGCAGCAGCAGCAGCAGGCGCAACAGCAGCAACAACAGCAGCAGCAGACGCAAUCCGUAGGUGCCACCCAAACUCAAACCCUAGUUAUUAAAUCCAACCACCAUGCUGUCACCCUGCCGGCGGGUCUAGUCUCAAGUGCACCAGCAGGAAUCGUAACCAUGACCAAGACCAUCAAUCAGGCCGGUCAACCGCUGCUGAACUCGAUGCUGCCGGCGGGCGUGGUGGUGGGCAUGCGCCACCAGGCGCCGUCGCAGCAGCAGCAGAAGAAUGUGCCCACCAACCCGCUCAGCCGUGUGGUGAUCAACUCUCACAUGGCGGGCGUGAGACCGCAGAGUCCAUCGAUAACUUUAAGCACACUUAAUACGGGUCAGACCCCGGCAUUGCUGGUCAAGACGGAUAACGGAUUCCAGCUGUUGCGCGUGGGCACGACGACGGGUCCGCCGACGGUGACACAGACCAUAACCAACACCAGCAAUAACAGCAACACGACAAGCACCACAAACCAUCCCACAACCACACAGAUCCGUCUGCAAACUGUGCCGGCUGCAGCUGUAAGUAGAUACCAACAACAACAACAACAGCAACAUCAGCAGCAACAACAGCAGCAAUCGCAACAGCAACAGCAGCAACAAGCAACCAACAGCACUACCGCCAGCACUAGCAUUGCACUGCGCAAAACGAUUGUCCGUACAUCAUCCACAGUCCCAUCCAGCAAUAAUAACAAUAAUAAUAGUAUUAUCAAUGCCACCACCACCACCAACACCACCACCACUACCAACAACAACAACCAGAACAACAACAAACCCGCUACUAACCAGCAACAGCAGCAACAGAAGCUCCAACAGCAGCAACAUCUCAAGGCCCAGCAGCAGCAGCAGCAACAUAAACAGCAACAGGCAUCCGCUGCGGCUGCCGCUGCAGCAGCUGCCGCCAAUGUGGCAGCCACCAUAAAGAUCAAGCAAAACUCUAUGACCAACACAACCGCCACCAGCAACAUUAUUGUCAAUUCGGUGGCCAGCAGUGGCUAUGCGAACUCAUCGCAGCCGCCGCACUUGACGCAAUUGAAUGCGCAGGCGCCGCACUUGCCGCAGAUUACGCAGAUCCAAACGAUACCGGCCCAGCAGUCCCAGCAGCAGGUGAACAAUGUCAGUUCCGCGGGAGGUGUGGCGUCGGCGGUGAGCAGUACGACGGCAGCGACGACGACGCAGCAGGGCAAUACCAAAGAAAAGUGUCGCAAGUUUCUAGCCAAUUUAAUCGAAUUGUCGACACGGGAACCGAAGCCGGUGGAGAAGAAUGUGCGCACCCUCAUCCAGGAGCUGGUCAAUGCGAACGUGGAGCCGGAGGAGUUUUGUGACCGCCUGGAGCGCUUGCUCAACGCCAGCCCGCAGCCAUGUCUGAUUGGAUUCCUCAAGAAGAGUUUGCCCCUGCUCCGGCAAGCGCUGUACACCAAGGAGUUGGUAAUCGAAGGCAUCAAACCACCGCCGCAGCAUGUGCUCGGUCUGGCCGGACUCUCUCAACAGCUGCCUAAAAUACAAGCGCAAAUCCGUCCGAUCGGUCCCAGCCAGACAACGACCAUUGGACAGACGCAGGUGCGCAUGAUCACGCCGAAUGCCUUGGGCACGCCACGACCCACUAUUGGCCACACCACGAUAUCGAAGCAACCGCCCAAUAUCAGGCUGCCCACAGCACCGCGACUCGUCAACACGGGAGGAAUUCGCACCCAGAUACCUUCGUUGCAGGUGCCUGGACAGGCGAAUAUAGUGCAAAUUCGCGGACCGCAGCAUGCGCAAUUGCAGCGCACGGGAUCGGUGCAAAUCCGGGCUACCACCCGGCCGCCGAACAGUGCGCCCACCGCGAACAAACUCACUGCCGUCAAGGUGGGCCAGACGCAGAUCAAAGCGAUCACGCCCAGCUUGCACCCGCCCUCGCUGGCCGCCAUAUCUGGCGGACCACCGCCAACGCCCACGCUGUCCGUUUUGUCCACGCUGAACUCCGCCUCGACCACAUCGCUGCCGAUACCGUCGCUGCCCACGGUCCACCUUCCACCCGAAGCUCUUCGAGCCCGAGAGCAGAUGCAAAACUCGCUGAACCACAACAACAAUCACUUCGAAGCGAAGCUGGUGGAGAUCAAGGCGCCGUCGCUGCAUCCGCCGCACAUGGAACGGAUCAAUGCAUCUUUAACACCGAUUGGAGCCAAGACGAUGGCAAGGCCACCGCCAGUGAUCAACAAGACGCUGGGUAAAAAGAAACGAGACGCCAUGGAAAUGGACGCCAAGCUGAAUGCAAGCGGAGCGGCAGCAUCGGCGGCGAACUCGUUUUUCCAGCAGAGCUCCAUGUCCUCGAUGUACGGCGACGAUGAUAUCAACGAUGUGGCCGCCAUGGGUGGCGUUAACCUGGCGGAAGAGUCGCAGCGGAUUCUCGGCUGCACGGAAAACAUCGGCACGCAGAUACGUUCCUGCAAAGAUGAAGUGUUCCUCAAUCUGCCCGCCCUGCAAGCCCGGAUACGGGCCAUUACGUCGGAGGCGGGACUGGAUGAGCCGUCGCAGGAUGUGGCCGUUCUGAUAUCGCACGCCUGCCAGGAGCGACUGAAGAACAUUGUGGAGAAGUUGGCUGUGAUAGCGGAGCACCGCAUUGAUGUCAUCAAGUUGGAUUCACGCUACGAGCCCGCCAAGGAUGUGCGCGGUCAGAUCAAGUUCUUGGAGGAACUGGACAAGGCCGAGCAGAAGCGACACGAGGAGCUGGAGCGCGAGAUGCUGCUGCGGGCAGCCAAGUCGCGGUCGCGCGUCGAGGAUCCCGAACAGGCCAAGAUGAAGGCGAGGGCCAAGGAGAUGCAGCGCGCCGAGAUGGAGGAGCUGCGUCAGCGAGAUGCCAAUCUGACGGCGUUACAGGCGAUUGGACCUCGGAAAAAGCUGAAGCUGGACGGCGAAGCGGUCAGUGCGGGAGUGGGUUCCAGUGGCGGCGGAGUGCUCAGUAGUUCGGGAUCUGCGCCAACGACGUUAAGGCCGCGCAUCAAGCGUGUGAACCUGCGCGACAUGCUCUUCUACAUGGAGCAGGAGCGCGAGUUCUGUCGCAGCUCCGUGCUGUUCAAGACAUACCUCAAGUGAUCGCUGCUGUUGCCCAUCAUUCGCACCGUGUUCUUCUCGCAGAUUCUCCUACUCCGUGGACUGUCGUCGUCGUCGUCGUUGUGUCUCCAGCUUUACGAUUUCAUCCAUUUGCAAUAUAUUUUAGCCUCAAAUUUAACUGCGUCGCGUCUCCCCCUUUGUUGUUUCUUUUUUAGUUAGGCGGCCCUAUUUAAUUUCUAUAUUUACGUUUACACACUUAAACCCUAAAUUCUAAUCGUAUUUGAUUUAAGCCUAUUUUAAAGCUCGUUUAUUUUUCCCAAUAAAUUGUCUGUAAAACUUAAACCAAACCAAUCCAAAAAAAGAAAACACAAAAACAAAACAAAACCAGAGUAACGUAAACGAAAGGAUUAAAUAAUAGAGAGGAAUAUUAAAGUACAGAGAACGCGCAGUCAGCGGGCGUUUGAUUUGUAAUUUGUAUCAUAAUGUUUGCAUCAACUGCAUUGACGGCCUUAUCUAAACGAUAUAAACAUAUAUAUUAAUAUUUAAUUAUUUAGCUUAGUUUGUUAAACGAAAACGAAGCAUAAUUUAUAGAUAUUAAGCGAAAAGUAAGCGCGCGCGCGAUAUAACACGAGAAAUCGAAACCGAAUUACAGAUAGAUGGUUUUUAAAACCAAAAGAUCGAAACAAGUUCAGCAACUGCUAAAACAAAAAUUAAACAAAACACAUCAAAAACAGAAGCGAAGAAAAUAUCCAUUUAAACAUAAAAACAUUGAAUUAGUUAUAGUUGUUUAAACAAAACGAUGUAAUUUUUAAUUACCUAUAUUGUAUAAACGGAAACCAAUCGUUAGGCAAGACCACAACAAACAAAUUGUAAAUACAUGCUAGGAUACGAUUUUUCUAAUAGAUAACUAGGUAAACGCAAACGUAAUUAACGAAUUCUCGAUGGCUAGGAACGGUGGGAACGCAGAGAUCUUAGUACACCGAUAUAAAAUAUGUUUUAGUGGCGCUCGUUCAUCCAUUGAAAAACACGGUUCACAAGGCUCCCCCAAAUCCCAAAACGGCCCCAAUCAAACCCGGCCUACACACACACAAAAUAGACAAAUUUUAUACAAUUAGCCGGAUAAAUCUUGUAAAAUACAAUCCCAAAACAAACAAAUUAUAACAAAUAAAUUGACAAUUGAUGUAAUUCAGUAAAACUAAGCAAAAAGGAACAAUUCUAAACAAAUUCUUUGUGUGUACAUUAAAUUAAUAUGAAAAACAAAAAGCAGGCAAACGCAACCGUAAACACAGCGCAUAGUUUGGUAGGCAUAUAACUGAAUAUAUAUAAAUAUUAUUAUUAUUAUUAUGUUUUAAUAUUAAGCAAAAAAAAA